Zophobas morio is the source of this 1290-nucleotide messenger RNA. Its product is annotated as E3 ubiquitin-protein ligase MARCHF5. Gene Ontology annotation, biological process: protein polyubiquitination; regulation of mitochondrial fission. Bases 164 to 1087 code for a protein of 307 amino acids. The record is from RefSeq and is a predicted model, not a curated record. NCBI's taxonomy places the organism in Eukaryota, Metazoa, Arthropoda, Insecta, Coleoptera, Tenebrionidae. Gene Ontology annotation, molecular function: zinc ion binding; ubiquitin protein ligase activity. Gene Ontology annotation, cellular component: mitochondrial outer membrane. The transcript has 4 exons.
UUCGUUUCGAAUGUUGGUAUCUCUGCGGUGGCAAAAAUUUGUUUUGACAUUUUUUUGACGUCUGCUAAAAAUUUUCGUAUUUUCCAAUUUGCAUUCGCAUCCAUAUACGUCUGUGUCAUGGCUGUCCCCAUAUAGACUCCCCCGAACCCCAUUUCACCCAACAAUGGAAAGCGAGCAAAACCCAGACGGCGGAAACGAGACAACUCACAAUGGCCCCAUUCAGCUCAAACAACGGGAUUCCCGCAGAUGCUGCUGGGUAUGUUUUGCAACCGAGGACGAAGAUUUAGACGCACUAUGGGUACAACCUUGCAAAUGUCGUGGUACCACAAAAUGGGUUCACCAGUCUUGCCUCAAGCGGUGGGUGGAUGAGAAAGAGAAAUCAGGCCAUGGGGGCAAAAUAGUGUGCCCGCAGUGUCAAACCGAAUACAUUAUUGUCUUCCCUAAUAUGGGUUUGUUUGUGUUGUUGUUGGAUACCGUGGAUGGGAUUAUUUUUCGAGGGUCUUUAUUUCUGGCGGCGGGGAUUGCUGCAAGUGCUAUAUACUGGACGGGGGUUACAUAUGGAGCUAUAACUGUGAUGCAGGUGAUUGGACACAAGGAAGGAAUUGACUUGAUGGAGCAAGCCGAUCCUCUGGUUUUGUUGUUGGGUUUGCCUUCCAUCCCUGUUGCGUUAAUUCUGGGGCGUUUAAUUUGUUGGGAAGACGCCGUGUUGAAUUUCAUGCGGCGCCAUUUUCCUAAGAUACCGGUAAUUCAUAAUGUACUGCCAUUCAGGGGAGAGGUUCUACAGAGCGAAACACCCACUGACAAUGAUUUGCCCCCAAUUAGCAGUCCGGUUUCUGCAACGAGAAUAUUAUGUGGGGCUUUAAUCAUGCCUACCAUUGCAAAUUUGUUUGGGAAGUUAUUUUAUAGUUCGGUCAAGUCUAAUUUUCAUAGAACCGUCUUAGGAGGACUUACGUUUAUAACAGUGAAAGGGUUUUUGAGGAUAUAUCACAAACAGCAGCAAUACAUCAGACAGUGUCAACGCAAAAUUUUAGACUACACAGAGGCUAAUAUUUCAACAUAUUUACAUCAUAGCAGGAGCACUGACUAAAGCUUUGUAAACUAAUAGGUGAAAUUGUGAGAAUUUUUAACAGUUUUUAUUAUAGUUUUACUAGAAGUUGUUAAUGUUGCAUUCCUUUGAUUUCAUGUAGAACUGAUAUAUAUAUUUUCUCAAAUUGUUAAAAACUCGGGGUUUAUUAAAAAAGUGGAUUUUUCCAUCAUUGACAAAUACAGUGAUUUGUUAUUAUGUUUUAA